CUAGGUUACAGCGAGCCGCAGAGCAGGAGGACAGAGCUGCGCGAGGAGACGAGGAGCUAGUUGCAGCUUCAUUACCGUGUAGGUGUUUUAUCACAACAAGACAACAGAGACUGCGCGGAGCGGACAGAAAGUAAAUAACUUAAACACACCGUUGCUUUAAUUUAUUUUAAACUCGGCUGCGUGAGAUAAAAGGUAAAAAAAAAUAUAUCCAUAUGAGGAUUUGCUGUUGUGACAGUUUUCAGCUGCUCCGGUUUGGAGCGAAUAAGUGCGCGUUGCUCUCUGUGUUUCUUGCCCUCAUUUCCACCUGGAGUUGCAUGAGUUGAAGAGUUGGCAAGACAUCACCGCCGACAUGAGAGCUCAAAUAGAGGUUAUUCCGUGUAAAAUCUGUGGGGACAAAUCAUCAGGGAUUCACUAUGGUGUCAUCACCUGUGAGGGCUGCAAGGGUUUCUUCCGCCGCAGCCAGCAGAACAAUGCUAUGUACUCAUGCUCACGACAGAGGAAUUGUCUAAUUGACCGGACCAACCGUAACCGUUGUCAGCACUGCAGGUUGCAGAAGUGUCUUGCUCUGGGCAUGAGCCGUGAUGCCGUCAAGUUUGGCAGAAUGUCCAAAAAACAGCGCGACAGCCUGUACGCAGAGGUCCAGAAGCACCAACAGUCCCAGGAAUGUGCAGGGCUCAGUGUUAACGAGGAGAAUGGCGACUUGGCCGACCACAGCCGCACCUACAGGAGAGGCUCCAGCGCCGCGCUCAGCGAUUUGGACGACAUCACCACGCUGCCAGAAGGUCUGCUUUUUGACUUGCCACUGACCCCAGAGGAUGGAGGUGGGGAGUACUGUAACCUGGACAUGCUGGGCGGCAGUGGAGGCAGCAGCUCGUCCUCUCAGAGCUCACCAGAACAGACCAACUUGGACUUUGCAGACGGCAACCACGGCAUCAAGCAUGAGUACCAGCUGUUGCAUGACUCUGGACUCUUCUCACAUGCUAUCCUCAACCCGCUGCCUGAGGGCUGCUCCCUGCUUGAGAUAGAGCGCAUAACUCAGACUGUGCUGAAGUCCCACAUUGAGACGAGCCAGUACAGCACAGAGGAGCUGAAGAGAAUGGCUUGGACCUUGUAUAGUCCGGAAGAGACACGCUCAUACCAGACCAAGUCAGCUGAGGUGAUGUGGCAACAAUGUGCCAUUCACAUCACCAAUGCAAUCCAGUGUGUAGAGUUUGCCAAGCGCAUUUCUGGCUUCAUGGAUCUCUGUCAGAACGAUCAGAUUAUCCUCCUCAAAGCAGGCUGCAUGGAUGUUCUUCUGAUCCGUAUGUGUCGGGCCUACAACCCCAUCAAUAAUACAAUGCUCUUUGAUGGAAAGUUUGCAACUGCUCAUCUUUUCAAAGCUCUUGGCUGUGACGACCUUGUGAAUGCAGUGUUCGACUUGGCUAAAAGCCUGAGCCGUAUACAGAUGUCAGAGGAGGAGAUGGCUCUCUUCAGUGCUGCUGUGCUGCUCUCACCAGACCGACCCUGGCUGACAGAUGUUCAGAAGAUUCAGAAGUUGCAGGAGAAAGUCUACGUGGCUCUGCAGCGCUGCCUACAAAAAGAGGGAGCAUCAGAUGAGAAGCUAGCUAAGAUGGUGUCUAAGCUUCCCAUCAUGAAGUCCAUUUGCAACCUUCACAUCGACAAACUGGAGUUUUUCCGCCUGGUCCACCCUGAGACAGCGUAUACCUUUCCCCCUUUGUAUAGGGAGGUUUUUGGCAGUGAAAUCACCUUCCCAGACUCCACAGAGGGCUAGCACCGUGUAGCUAAAUAGCAGGAUUCAAAUAGAGACAUUGAGGUGUAGGGAGGGGAGGGAGAUAAAAAUAUGGCAACCAGCUGAGGCAAAACCAACCAGCAGUUCAAUGACAAUCCUGCACGCUACACUUUAGGACACACUCCUCUCACCUAUGAGCUCCCAGUCGUGCGGAGUAGCUCACACUGCCCUGCCAGCAAGUCCAUUCGGCUAACACUACAGCAGCUGCUGCUGGGUACUCAGUGCAUGUUACCUCUUUUUUUAGGGACUUAUAAAAGAGUAGCCGACGUCAUUUGUAUUCUCUAUUUUUCUAUGAGAAGACCUUAAACGUCUCAUAAAGCUGAAUUUGACUUUCACCGUUCUCACAGUUCCUGUAAGCUAUUUUUGAAUGUACCCCCUUUUUCCCUUUACCGUUCAGCACAGCCCUAGGCUCGAUGUAGAAUGUACAUACUUAAAAUCCUCGCUCUCUUUGUGGAGGUUUUGCAGUUAUGAUGCCUGUUUCACUUCUCAGUCCAGCCACAGUUUUAUAGUUUGAUUCAAUAU
Messenger RNA from Plectropomus leopardus (leopard coralgrouper), 2311 nucleotides. RefSeq names its product RAR-related orphan receptor C a (gene rorca). The record is from RefSeq and is a predicted model, not a curated record. Gene Ontology annotation, cellular component: nucleus. Gene Ontology annotation, biological process: regulation of transcription by RNA polymerase II. Gene Ontology annotation, molecular function: zinc ion binding; nuclear receptor activity; RNA polymerase II cis-regulatory region sequence-specific DNA binding. NCBI's taxonomy places the organism in Eukaryota, Metazoa, Chordata, Actinopteri, Perciformes, Serranidae.